AUACAAGUACGAUGUCGACAAGAACAUGACAGUACUCAAGAUGUUGGAUGCUGAAGGCAAGGACAUAGGAAUGAUCAGCUGGUUUGCAGUGCAUUGCACAAGUAUGAACAACACUAAUGGAUUGGUGAGCAGUGAUAACAAGGGGUAUGCUUCUCAGCUGAUGGAGAAAACCUUCAACAAGGACUUUCCUGGCAGUGGUACAUUUGUAGCUGCCUUUGCACAAGCCAAUGAAGGAGACGUGUCCCCAAACACUGCUGGACCAAAAUGUCUCGACACAGGGAAUCCCUGUGAUAAUGCCACAAGUACCUGUAAUGGCAGA
Molecule: messenger RNA, 319 nt
Organism: Mizuhopecten yessoensis (Yesso scallop)
Lineage: Eukaryota; Metazoa; Mollusca; Bivalvia; Pectinida; Pectinidae
Product: putative neutral ceramidase C
Exons: 3
Biological process (GO): long-chain fatty acid biosynthetic process; ceramide catabolic process; sphingosine biosynthetic process
Cellular component (GO): extracellular region
Molecular function (GO): N-acylsphingosine amidohydrolase activity
Source: RefSeq, a predicted model, not a curated record